Eutrema salsugineum is the source of this 1363-nucleotide messenger RNA. Its product is annotated as syntaxin-81. Gene Ontology annotation, biological process: retrograde vesicle-mediated transport, Golgi to endoplasmic reticulum. The record is from RefSeq and is a predicted model, not a curated record. NCBI's taxonomy places the organism in Eukaryota, Viridiplantae, Streptophyta, Magnoliopsida, Brassicales, Brassicaceae. The coding region runs from base 260 to 1189 and encodes 309 amino acids. Gene Ontology annotation, cellular component: membrane; SNARE complex; endoplasmic reticulum. The transcript is spliced from 7 exons.
CUUUAAGAUCCGCAAAACGGUAUCGUUUCUUCCUGCGGCUUCAACGUUUUUGUUUUUUCAGAAAACUGAAAAGAAAAAAAGGAAAGACCUUUCUCUGUCUCCUGGCUUCUCCUCUCCUGAGACCCUCUUCUUCGAUUCCGCUUGCGUUUCUUCUCCCAGUCGCCGGAGCAAAAACCCGAACUUUGACAAUCCAAAGAAAGUGUUGUUGAUAGAAAUCAGAUACGGAGGAAGCACUGAUCGAUCUGAAUUCCUGUACAAGAUGUCGAGAUUCAGAGACAGGACGGAGGAUUUCAAGGACUCUGUUCGGAAAGCCGCUGUUUCUAAUGGCUAUAACGAGUCUAAAGUGGCAUCGACAAUGGCGUCUUUCAUUAUACAUAAGCCAAAGGAGAGAUCGCCUUUCACGAAAGCUGCUUUCAAAACGCUGGAAAGCAUCAAGGAGUUGGAUCAGUUUAUGUUGAAGCAUCGAAAGGAUUAUGUUGAUAUGCAUCGGACUACAGAACAGGAAAAGGAUAGCAUUGAACAAGAAAUUACUGCUUUUAUCAAAGCUUGCAAAGAGCAGAUUGAUAUUCUUAAAAACAGCAUUAGAAAUGAAGAAGCAAACUCCAAAGGAUGGCUUGGCCUCGCAGCGGAUAACUUUAAUGCUGAUACUAUAGCACAUAAACAUGGAGUGGUUUUGAUUCUGAGCGAGAAACUUCAUUCAGUCACUGCACAGUUUGACCAGCUUAGAGCUACUCGUUUCCAAGAUAUUAUUAACCGAGCUAUGCCGAGAAGAAAACCUAAGAGGAUCGCAAAGGAAGCUACUCCAGUUAACGCAACUCUGGCAAAUCCAGAAUCCAUAGAACCGAAUGAAUUUCCGGCCCAGCCUCGUAGAGUACAACAGCAACUUCUAGACGAUGAAACACAAGCCCUUCAGGUGGAGCUAAGUAAUCUUUUAGAUGGUGCCAGGCAGACGGAGACUAAGAUGGUGGAGAUGUCUGCAUUGAACCACUUGAUGGCAACUCAUGUUUUGCAACAAGCCCAGCAGAUAGAGUUUUUAUAUGACCAGGCGGUUGAGGCAACAAAGAACGUGGAGCUUGGAAACAAAGAGCUUUCUCAAGCAAUCCAACGUAACAGCAGCAGCAGAACCUUUCUUUUGCUGUUUUUCAUCGUCCUGACAUUCUCCGUCUUGUUCUUGGAUUGGUACAGUUAAUGACCAUUCAAUUUCCAAGAACCUCACGCAGUUUCUGUAGAUUUUGAUUGUUAAAACAAAUAAAUUAUGAAAAUUUGGAAAAGGGUUUGAUGUUAAACGAAGAAAUUGUAAAACUUUGAGAGGGAUUUGGAUCGGACUCACCGCCAUUAUUACCAAAUUUGACACCUCUGAGAU